Messenger RNA from Eurypyga helias (sunbittern), 1094 nucleotides. RefSeq names its product cytoplasmic dynein 1 intermediate chain 1-like. NCBI's taxonomy places the organism in Eukaryota, Metazoa, Chordata, Aves, Eurypygiformes, Eurypygidae. The annotation marks the transcript as partial. The record is from RefSeq and is a predicted model, not a curated record. The transcript is spliced from 2 exons.
GUUCCCACAGCCAGCGUCACCAUAGAAGGAGCUUCUGCCCUCAACCGUGUCCGCUGGGCCCAGGCUGGGAAGGAGGUAGCAGUUGGUGAUUCAGAAGGCCGCAUAUGGAUCUACGAUGUUGGAGAGCUGGCUGUUCCGCAUAACGACGAAUGGACCCGCUUCGCUCGGACCCUGGUGGAGAUCCGCGCCAACCGAGCAGACAGCGAGGAGGAAGGGGCGGUGGAGCUGUCGGCGUAGAGGAGGAGCAGCGCCCGCCGCCCGCCGAGCAGCUUUCCCCUGCCGAGUACGCCGCUGUUCAGUGUCAGAGUCGGUCUCGCCGUGGCUUUCGAUGCCCCUGUACGUGCCAGUAUUGCUCCGAGCAUUCCAUAUUAAUCCCGCUGCUUUACCCAAGGCUGAAAAUAUCCAGAGCAUUUUCAUACUUUAUAUUUCUGUCUGAAAAGUAAGAAAGAAGACAAAUCAACCCUUUAUGGGUUUAGUUGUUGCCUUUUAACUACUUAGUAGCUGUAUUUAAUAGCUAGGAACCCCCGGUUAAACUUGUGCUCACGUUGCCCUUCUGGCACAGGCCUAUUAAAGCCAUAUGAAGCCAGAUAUGAUUAUGUGCAGAUGUGCCGUGCUUCACUGGAUGGGGCUGGGCCAAAGACGUUAGAUGUGGUGUUUCACAUGGUGACUUACAUUAUGAAUGGAUGUACUAUACGAAAGCUGCUGCUCCUUAUUUAUUGCGGUGUGCUGCAUGGAACAUAUUUAUUUGAAAGCAUUAAAAUAAAUGAUCCUAAAGCAUGUGCAUAACGAGAGAACUGCAUCGUCUGUGUGCUGCUGUAGAGGUUACAGUGAAGUCCACAUAACAAUUACUGUACAUGGGUUGGGCUUAGGAUGUAAGAUCCAUAAAGGUUGGCUUGAGUGGAUGGAAUGAGUUCCCUUUCCUUUUUUUUUUCUUUCUUCCUUAAGAUGCCUAUUAUUUCUAGGCACUUUAACUAUAUUUCACGUACAGUUGGUCACCGAUACUUGUCAUGCAAGUUAACACUAACAGUCUGACAAAAGGUUGUGGUUCCCGAGUACAACAUGAGUAUUGCCAAUAAAACCUAUCAAGCCCGUUC